GCGCAGGCUUUUCCCGUACAGGAAACGGAAGGAGGUGGGACUGUUAGGCACAUGCGCAGAACAGAUAUUAUAGUGACAGCUUCAGUACUAGCGGAGGUCGAGUAGGUUCUGUUGUAAAGACUACAAACCCAACAUGUCUGUACUUUAUCCUACUCUUCUGCUAUGUGUCUACGGUUUUUUCUCCAACAUGCGACCGGCGGAACCUUUCCUGACCGCCUUCUUGAUGGGGCCCGACAAAAACUUGACGGAAAUCCAGGUGGUGAGUGAAAUCUACCCAAUAUGGACAUACUCCUACCUCAUGCUGCUCUUUCCAGUUUUCCUGGCCACUGACUACCUCUGCUAUAAGCCUGUGUUGGUCGUGCAGGCCACCAGUUUAGUAGUUACCUACAUCAUGCUGCUGAAGGCACAAGGCCUGUUGGCCAUGCAGUUUCUGGAGUUUUUCUUCGGCCUGGCCACAGCCUCAGAGGUGGCGUAUUACUCGUACAUCUACAGCGUGGUAGAGCCAGAGCACUACCAGAGAGUGACGAGCUACUGUCGCAGCAUCGCUCUGUUUGGAUCUGCUGCUGGAUCUUUGAUGGGACAGCUUCUUCUCUCUGUGGCCAAAGCUGAACUGCUUUAUCUCGUCAUAGUCACUCUGACGUCAGCUGCUGCAGCCUUUGUGGCUCCGUGGUUUCUGCCAAUGCCUAAAAGAAGCUUGUUCUUCCACCAAAGCCCUGGAGCAGCCAAAGAGGAGACGGGAGAUGAAGAGAGUAAAGUGCCGUUAAAAAUUCACAAUGUGAAAACAGUAUCAACACCUUCAGAGGCAGAAACCUCAAGUGGCCUUGUGAAGGUAUUGCAAAUGCUGUUUGAAGACUUUGUCCAGUGCUACAGGUGCCGCCCGCUAUUGGCCUGGUCACUGUGGUGGGCUCUGGCUACAUGUGGAUACUUUCAAGUCAUCAAUUAUACUCAAGCACUGUGGGAAAACAUCAGACCAUCCAAGGAUCACGAAAUCUUUAACGGUUAUGUGGAGGCACUGUCCACACUGCUGGGGGCUCUGGCAGCUCUGCUGGUGGGCUACCUCCCUGUAUGUUGGGCUGUGUGGGGAGAGCUGGCUCUGUGUGUCCUCUCCUUGCUCAUGGCUACGUGUGUGUUUAUCAUGGACACACUGAGUAACAUCUGGCUGUGUUACAGCUCGUACGUCAUCUUCAGAGCCAUCUACAUGCUGCUUAUCACAGUUGCCACGUUCCAGAUUGCAGCCAAUCUCAACAUGCAGCGAUAUGCUCUGGUGUUUGGAGUGAACACCUUCAUGGCUCUAGUACUGCAGACUCUUCUCACAGUGGUGGUAGUGGACUCAGCAGGCCUUGGACUUGAUGUCUUCACUCAGUUUCUCAUCUACGGUGGCUACUUUGUGGUUAUUUCCUCAAUCUUCCUCCUCGCUGGACUAUUGAGAUUGGCCUCCAGUAGACGCUCCAAAACAGAAGUAGAAUGGUCAGAACCCAACUCUCCUUCUGUUAGCGACUCAACUCCCUGCAGGUAAAGAUGGGGGCACACAGAAGACGAAGAGAAGACUGUGAAGAUGGCAACAGUGACUAUUUGUCUGAUUCUAAUACUGUAGUUAAGCAAUAAUCGACCUCCAACUGACCAUCAGAACUUUCUGAAUUCAGAUAUUCAGUAGGAUAAGAGUUUUCAAAGCAAAGUAAAAUGAUAGCAUAGCACAUUUGCUGCUGAUUUGUCAAUGUCUUGUUUUACUACAUUCCAAAUGUUUGGACAACAGUUUGAUGUGGUUCAGUAGUCUGACACAUUUGUAGUUUUAAGAACAUCACUUCUUUUAUUGACACAAAAAAUGUCAAUAAAAGACAUUUUAGAUCUAUUCCAUGUGCAUGUAACCUAAUGCAUCUGGAUGCUGCCGUGUGAUUUGCAGGUUAGACAUUUGCAUUAACAAGUAGAACAGAUGUUUCUAAUGAAGUGGCUUUUGCAUUUUUUAACAUUUAGUUUGGUUUUGUUAAAUCUUACAAUGGUCUGAAAUGGAACUUUUAUGCGUAAGUAGAUUUCACAACUUGUAUUAAGCCAGUGUUGAACUCUGAACAUCUCAAGCCCUUCCUCUCUUUAAUGUCUGUAAGACAUCUACCUGAAGAUGCAUCAGCUCUGGUGUGACUGUACAGAUAGACGCUACUGCACUACUUCUUCUUGUUUGUUGUAUUUUCUGCACAUCUGUAAACACUUAGAUUAUGGACUGUUUACACAUUGUUACAUUUUUGUGUGUGUAGAUUUUCAAUGUGACAAAACUGACUAAGCUUGAAACUUUCCAUAAUUUAGUAGUGUGGACUUGUGAUUAAUGUAGUCUGUGUGUGUGUAGGAUGGUGGAUAAAGUAAAUAAGAUGGUUGCUUUAAAUAUUUUUACCUCCCAAAAAAUAGUGAAAUAAGGUUCACUUGUGUAAAAUUCAGCCAUUCAGGAACUCCUUUGGAAUGUACUGCAAAUGUAAGUCUGACUGCACUUACAAGCAGUUGUACAAAUGCUGCCAUUUGAUUAAUCGUUUAAGUAAAAUACCAUCAACAUACAGAUACCAUAUAAGGUCAAACAUAUGUUCUUGAGACAUAUAUACGCAAGUUCUUGUUUGAGUGAACUCAAAUUUCUGUUACUUUUAAGUGAUUUGGUAUCAAUUGUUUUUAUAACACUGCUGGUUUAGAUUAUCCUGACACUGGGAGACAUAGACUCCAUAUACUGUACUUUAUUGAAGGUUUGCUAAACACUUGUAGAUGUACAUUUAAAGUAGUCUACAGCAUAAUUAUCUUGUAGUAAUCAAUUGGUCGGUCAGUAAGAUAAUCGUUGAUACACUGUAGUUUGAUUCUGCAAACAGUUAAGAGUAACAAAGAAAAGUGAUAAACAUCAUAUAACUUACUGUAUAUUUAUGUAAAAACACAAACAAAUCCUUGCUGUAAAAAGACCAGUAGCAAUUCAAAUAUGUUUAAAGCACCUUUAGAAUGAAUGACUGUAUUUGAUUCUGCGUUACUGCAAAAAAGUAUUUAUUAUUUCCACCUCAUCCAAAAAAACCCCAAACUACUGUAUAAUUGUUAUUCUACCAAACCAAAGCCCAUAGAGAAAAUCAAGAGUUUUCUGUCAUCGUGUCAGAAAACCAAAUUAUCUGUUGCUGCCUCUUGUGGUAGGUUGGUGUUGUUGAGACAGGAGACUGCCACUGGAUUUA
This is a messenger RNA of Cynoglossus semilaevis (tongue sole), 3182 nucleotides long. It is a transcript of the gene slc19a2, whose product is annotated as solute carrier family 19 member 2. The transcript is spliced from 6 exons. Gene Ontology annotation, molecular function: vitamin transmembrane transporter activity. The record is from RefSeq and is a predicted model, not a curated record. Gene Ontology annotation, cellular component: plasma membrane. Lineage: Eukaryota; Metazoa; Chordata; Actinopteri; Pleuronectiformes; Cynoglossidae. Bases 134 to 1516 code for a protein of 460 amino acids. Gene Ontology annotation, biological process: vitamin transport; transmembrane transport.